AUGCCUGACCCCUUCGGUGAACUUCGAUAUUGCUUUACCCCUCUUGUCGCUUGGAUCGCAGACCUUCCAGAACAGUUGAUGAUCGCCUCUGUGUCAAAGAACGCUUCCCCCAUCACACUGGCCACUCACAAGCAAUUCGGGGAUGCCAACCGUCACGAUCCUCGCACAGCAGAGCAUACUCUGGAGCUAUUGUACAUUCUCAGCCAGUCAAUUGACCCAUGGAAUCUUGACCGGUUCCAGAAGAAGUCAAAGGAGCUUCUCCUUCUAGGCGUUCAUCUUCCGUUCUGGCGCGACUGGCCACUUACCCAGGUUUCUAUUUUCCUUGUCCCUGAAAUCCUUCACACCCUGCACAAAUUUUUCUUCGACCAUCUGUUGCAAUGGUGUAAAGAAGUGGUUGGAAAUGACGAGCUCGACGCACGCUACAAGAGCCACCACAAACGUAUCGGCAUGCGUCACUUCUCUUCUGGGAUCUCACAUGUGGCACAGAUGACUGGACGAGAGCAUCGUGAUAUCCAGCGCACCAUCGUCGCCAUGAUUUCGGGCGCUGCUCCUCCUGAAUUCGUGCGACCUAUUCGUGCUCUCAUCGACUUCAUGUAUCAAGCACAGAACCCCAUCCAUACGGAAUCAAGCAUCGAAGCAAUGCAAGCGUCACUUAACGAAUUCCACAAUUGCAAGGUGGCGAUCCUGGAAGCUGAAGCACGUCGGGGGAAAAGCAACGUCAAGGAGGAUUUCUACAUACCAAAACUCGAACUCCUUCUGAGCUUCGCGGAGGCCAUUAGGAACAACGGUGGACUUGUUCAGUUCACUGCGGAUGUUAGUGAACGGCUUCUAAUCACACAUUGCAAAAGCCCGUUCACGAGAACGAGCAAACAGAAAGAUUUCGGGGAGCAGAUCGUCCACAUCCUUGAUCGUGAAGAGCGGAUGCGGCAGUUCGAUCUAUAUCUCCUCCUUCGCCAACACAACCAAGCUCUCAUUAAUGCCGUUGUCGAUGAAGAUGAAGAAGUAUGCGCCACGGACCCGACAAUGGCAUGGGUUUCUCGUGUCGCCCCCGACGAACAACAUCAUUUCAGUGCCCCCAGGCCCAUACGCAAUCAUUUUACCAAGGGCAUCCUCUCCAAUAGUGCCAACGCAGCGCUUACCGUCACUCGCUCUCCUGAUGGCUCAAAUCUCAGCUGGCCUGAUGUGAUGCACACCUAUGGACUCCCUGACCUUCGUCACAAGGUCACAGAAUACAUUCAGCGAUACACAGAUGAUGUCGAAGAGUGCUUCCAGAUGUUUAGUGCCAUCAAGGUUUGGUCCAAGUUUCGUAUCCAACUACAUUCGACAUUUCGCCCAUCAAUCAUCAUGCCCAGCCAAGCUGUCCAAGCCGAACCGCCAAGUGAUGCAUUUCCAUCUGGAAAUUGUGAUGCGAUUUUCUUAGACAUGGAUCAAGGCGCAAAUAACCCUGGUUUUUCAGUUGCUCAAGUUCGCAUUGUAUUCCAGCUGGCUCCACCCCGGCGCUCAACUGCAAAACUUCCUGACUUCUUGUCGCACCCCCUCCUCUAUGUCCAACCUUUUCGUAUCGUAACAACCCCCGAGGAUCUAGAGGACACUCGAUUGUGGAAGCUCGAGAGGGUCUAUGCACCUGAAACGCAGCCCAAAACCCGCACCGGGUUUGUCAUUCCCAUAACAGAGGUAACACACCCUGCGGAGUUGGUCCCGGUGUACGGAGAAAAGGUUGACCGUUCCUUGACUUUAACGACGUCUCAAGAGCACUAUGACCACUUUUAUCUCAACCGUUAUGCGGAUAAGGAGAUGUAUAACGCGUUGCAUGAAUCAUUGGACACUGAGUAUACUCUUUAG
Molecule: messenger RNA, 1842 nt
Organism: Suillus plorans
Lineage: Eukaryota; Fungi; Basidiomycota; Agaricomycetes; Boletales; Suillaceae
Exons: 2
Coding region: 1-1842 (613 amino acids)
Source: RefSeq, a predicted model, not a curated record